Messenger RNA from Dendronephthya gigantea, 2014 nucleotides. RefSeq names its product BTB/POZ domain-containing protein 2-like. Bases 134 to 1438 code for a protein of 434 amino acids. The transcript has a single exon. Gene Ontology annotation, cellular component: cytosol. The record is from RefSeq and is a predicted model, not a curated record. Gene Ontology annotation, biological process: neurogenesis. Gene Ontology annotation, molecular function: protein binding. Lineage: Eukaryota; Metazoa; Cnidaria; Anthozoa; Malacalcyonacea; Nephtheidae.
GUUAAUUGAUUUGAUUGACACUCUAAUACGAUUUGCUCGAGAUCAUCAUAUUACCGCGCACACCGUUACGAUAAUAACUUACGAUCUUGUGGUCAUUUAGUAUUCGUUUUAUCCGUUCUAUUGUUUAAUAAACAUGACUUUCGUUCAAUCUAACGUGGACUGGCAGUCGUCAAAAAAUACUAUCUUGGAAAGAAACCGUCAUAUGUUCAACAAUCCAGACAUGAGCGACAUCAGCUUUACUUGCGAAGGUUCAGACACGAUAUUCUACGCUCAUCGUUAUGUCUUGUGCACAAGUAGUGCUGUAUUCGAUGCAAUGUUUAAUGGUGGCUUGGCUGUGAAAGAUUCUACUGUCCAUUUACCUGAUACAGACCAGGAUUGUUUUGAACAGCUUUUAAGAUUUCUAUACACAGAAGAGUGCACAUUAACGAUGGAAAAUAUUGCUGGGACCUUUGAUCUAGCGAACAAAUACAUUCUUCCCUCGCUCAGCAAGGUAUGUGUUGAUUUCCAGGUGACAAACUUCACCCCUGAGAAUGUGCUGACGUCUUUGGACCUGGCCACUCUUUAUGCUAAUACCGAAUUGGAAGAACGUUGUUGGCUAUUUAUACAAUUCAAUGCAACCGAAGUGGUAGCUUCUCACGGUUUCAAUAACAUCAGUCGAACGACCAUGUACAAAUUGCUUAAGCGAGACUAUCUGCAUAUAAAAGAGGUAGAACUCUUUCAAGCUGCCCUGCAUUGGAUCGAUUUCCAAUGUUCGCUCAAGAACUUAGAGACAACAAGUGUGAACCGAAGGUCUAUUAUUGGAAGGUUGGUCCACGAGUUUCGAUUUUUUACCAUGACCAACGCAGAGUUUGUUGAGCACGUUUCGAAGUCUGGCUUGUUAACUGCCGAAGAAAUGAUACCUAUUUUCGAGAAAUUUAGUGGUUUCAACUCCUCCGAGUUGAAAUGGAAUCGACCGAAUAGAUUCACAGGUAAUAUGGUCAGGUUUUCCAGAUUUGAUCGCCCUAAUGAAAGCCAACCGCAUGUUGGCCGUUGGUGGAAAGCUGAUGGCACGCCAAAUCGUCUCCGUCUGUCCGUCGACAAAAACGUUAUGCUACUUGGCGUGGUAUUAUAUGGAGACGAAAAUGAUAGCGAUUACGCGGUGAAUUUUAGAGUUAAGGACGCCAGUGUAACUGGAACUUACACUUCUGAAGUCGACGAAGACGGGAUGCCUUGUUUUGCUGUAAUGCUACCAAACCCGGUGAUGCUGAAUCAAAAUGAAAUUGUGACGCUAUCUGCAACAAUAACCGGGCCUGAUUCAUAUUGUGGUGACCGGACAGAAGCUUUGCGUAUAGUAACUUAUAAUGGCGUCUCAGUGACAUUUAGUGACGCACCCAUGCCUAACAAUAAAACGAGCAUCAGUUAUGGCCAAUUCCGUGAAGUACUAGUUGCGAUUUCGUGAAGUAAUACAUGUGAUUUGCGAAUUAACAAUGUUGUGCUGCAAACUUUGGACAGUUUUGAACAAAGAGUGUUUAAUUUCACCUUAAUGAAAACAUUGUUUCUAGUUCUAGUUCCUUGCAUAUGUUUUGCUUUUGUAUUUUCUCUUUUUCACAAAGCCUGACCUCAUAUGUGUCCUGGUUCCACUUUUAUUUAUCAUUGAUAUUUAAGAUGGUUAAGUUUGGUUGAAGACAAAGUCAAAGGAUGUUGAUUCUUAGAAGAAGUUCAAAUCAGGCAUUAAGUAAUAGGAUUAAUGAUGAGAUUAAUGAUGUAAAUGCUGCUAUUUGUUUGCUUUACACACAACUUAAGCAACUCUUCAGAAAAUUUGCAGGAUGUUGUGAUCUAUUUAUAAUAGGCUUAUUUAUAAUUGCCAUUUAUUAACUUUCAGUUUGUAUGUCAACCUGUAUUUUGUCAUUAUAUAUAGUGAUGUGGUAAGAGAGUGGUCAAAUGUGCUCUCUGGGGUUGUAGAAUUUACUAAUGGGGUAUGAAAAUUCAUUCUGAUGCUGAUCAGGAUUGGGUAUAAAAUAAAUUAUAUUCUUCU